Mugil cephalus (flathead mullet) is the source of this 881-nucleotide messenger RNA. Its product is annotated as ATP synthase F(0) complex subunit C3, mitochondrial-like. Gene Ontology annotation, biological process: proton transmembrane transport; proton motive force-driven ATP synthesis. The transcript has 5 exons. Gene Ontology annotation, molecular function: proton transmembrane transporter activity. NCBI's taxonomy places the organism in Eukaryota, Metazoa, Chordata, Actinopteri, Mugiliformes, Mugilidae. The coding region runs from base 187 to 612 and encodes 141 amino acids. The record is from RefSeq and is a predicted model, not a curated record.
UUGGGGUAACGAGCCGUAACGUUGUUUGCUGACCGCAUACGCGAAGAAGAAGGAAACCGGAAGUAGAUCGCUUAACUGGGACAUAGCGCAUGCGCAAGCCUCUCGUGUCUUCGACCUCUACUACGAACCGACAUCGGUUAAACGCCAGCUGCUUUUUGGUUGACCUGACCAGGACGUCCAGUCGCAAUGUAUGCCUGUGCUAAGUUCGUCUCCACGCCCUCUCUGAUCCGUACUGGAUCCCGGGCUCUGUACAGACCCCUCUCAGCAGCAGUAGUGUCCGAUGGAAGGAAAGCUGAGACUGCUUCGCUCCUGGCACCACAGAGCAUUGUAGCCUCCCAGCAGCAGGUGGCAGUGCGGGGUUUCCAGACUAGCGCCGUGAGCCGCGACAUUGACACCGCUGCAAAGUUCAUUGGAGCAGGAGCCGCCACCGUGGGAGUGGCUGGUUCUGGAGCUGGGAUCGGGACAGUGUUCGGUAGUCUUAUUAUCGGAUAUGCCAGGAACCCCUCUCUGAAGCAGCAGCUGUUCUCGUACGCCAUCCUGGGCUUUGCUCUGUCUGAAGCCAUGGGUCUCUUCUGUCUGAUGGUUGCUUUCCUCAUUCUGUUCGCCAUGUAAUCCUGUCAGGCGUUGGCCGUGAAAGGACACAUCAUGAUGUUAACAAGAAUUGGCAGUCUGAGAUGCCCUUGACUAGGUGGAUUAUUUUAGCUUGUUGUGUCGCUUUUUCUUGUUCAUUAGUGUUCCACGAAAGAUUGUGAAUCCGUCAAUGUAUGAAACUCUGGCAAAUUCAUUUUAAUGACAGUGUUGUCAUUAUAUUGUAUAUUUACUGUAAGCAAAAAUCUUUGUUAAUCAUGGAAACGAUGACAUAAGUAAAACGUUUAAUUCAU